AUGGCCCCCCUUCGAACAGCCGCCGCCUUCGCGGCGGUGGUCUUGGCCGCCCACGUCCAGGCCACCGAGGUGCCUCUCCCGCCCUGUCUUGACCCCUUCCAGCCCUUCGUCUACUCGGGCUGCUUCCAGGAGACCAGCAACACGCAGCUGCUCCCCUACCGCAGCCCGUCCACGCCCGACAAUAUGACCGUCGAGGAGUGCGUGGCCGAGUGCAAGGGCAAUGGCUACCGCUACGCCGGACUCGUCUACUACGGCGUGUGCUACUGCGGCCAGACCGUCAACGGGCCUCAGGUGGACGAGACGCAGUGCAACUUGCCGUGCAAGGGGAACGAGACGGAGACAUGUGGUGGGAAUGGUAUCUUCUCGGUGUACUCUGACCCGACUUUCUUGCCGGUUGAGGAUGUUACCAUUGAGGAUUAUCAUGCCCUGGGGUGCUGGACCGACGACUCCAGCAUGGGCCGUGCCUUGGUCUACCGUCAGGAUCAGGUUGCGAGCGCCUCCUUGACGACGAAGUCGUGUCUGCAGGCCUGCCGCGAUGGCGGUUAUCCCUUUGCUGGUACCGAGUUUGGUGGCGAAUGCUACUGCGGCGUGGUCAUCGGCAACGACACAUACACAGCGCCCGCAGAGGACUGCAGUAUCCCCUGCAACGGCGACUCGACCGAGAUUUGCGGCGGUCGUGGACGUCUGAACCUGUUCGUCGCCCACGAGCUGCAGUCUCUCGAACCGUGCGGCUACGAGCCGCCUGUCUCCAGCAGCACCACCACGGCAUCAACGUCAACCACUACGCCCCCUCCGGAGACCUCCACCACCGUCACGGUCACCACCACGACCAAGGCCACCACCACCACCAGCAGCGUCUGCACCACCACCACCGUGAUCCCCCCGACCUGCGAGUACAAGUGCGGCAAAUGGUGCUCGUCCCCGCUCCCCGACUGGGACGACGUCAAAACCUGCAAGCACGCCUGGUCCAACUGCGCCGUGCAAGUCGCCUCCUGCUUCAAAGGCGCCGGCUGGCCCGACGUGCUGGACUGCUUCGAUUUCGGCGCCUGGUGCGGCGACGUCGCAACCUACUGCGACAGCAACCCGCGCGGCGGCUGCUUCAAGGGCGAUUUCUGGGGCAAAAAGCCCCCCAAGCCGGGCCACGGCAACCCGCCCAAGACCGUAACCGUCACCACCGCCUGCCCAACCACCACCGCCACCAAGACAACCACAACCACCAAGGCCACCACCGCAACCACCACCCCCACGCAAUGCCCCAUCCCAACCCCAACCAACAUCUGCAUCCAACCCUCCAGCAAACUCUACAACUACGGCCCCGGCCAUCCCGUCGGCGGCAUCGCCCUGCCCAUCGUCACCUGCAACGACCUCGCCGCUGACUGGCCCGCCUACCCUUUCAAGGGCUACACCGACCCGGACAGCCGGCGGUGCAAGAAAUACCCGCGCAACCAGUGCACCAAUGCCUGCGCUGAUGCGUGCCGGGAGCAGUAUGAGGAUUGUGUGGAUGUUUAUGCGCAGGGGUGUAAGACGAAGCCGACGGGGUGGUGGGUUCGUGGGAGGGGGGUGGCUGCUGAGGAGCGUGGGGAGCGUGGGAUGGACUUCUCGCCGGUGCAGAGACGGACGUUGUUGGGGUGGGGUGAUGAUUACACCGGGGCGGUUGUUAAGUGUAGGGCGCAGUAUGCGGAUUGUUUGAGUGAGAAUAGGGGGGUUACGGGGGCGGGGAAGUGUCCUAAGUUUGGGGGGUGGUAG
Molecule: messenger RNA, 1746 nt
Organism: Dichotomopilus funicola
Lineage: Eukaryota; Fungi; Ascomycota; Sordariomycetes; Sordariales; Chaetomiaceae
Product: WSC domain-containing protein
Exons: 2
Coding region: 1-1746 (581 amino acids)
Cellular component (GO): plasma membrane
Source: RefSeq, a predicted model, not a curated record